GCCAGCUCCCCUAGCCGCUGAGUCCGGCGCCCGCGCCCAGCGCCCAGCGCCCGCAGCCCGCCCAGGCGGAGUCAGCCCGCGCUCCGCCCGCCGCGCUCCGAGCUCGGAGGUCCGGACUCCGGGCUCGCCGCCUCCCGGGCCGGCUUCGCGCCCCUCACUCCUGCGCCCCGCGCCCCAGCGGGCGGAGCGCACCAUGCCGCAGCUGGACUCGGGCGGGGGCGGCGCAGGCGGUGGCGACGACCUCGGCGCGCCCGACGAGCUGCUGGCCUUCCAAGACGAGGGCGAGGAGCAGGACGACAAGAGCCGCGACAGCGCCGCGGGCCCCGAGCGCGACCUGGCCGAGCUCAAAUCGUCGCUAGUCAAUGAGUCCGAGGGCGCGGCGGGCGGCGCGGGGGUCCCAGGGGCUGGCGCCGGGGCCCGCGGCGAGGCUGAGGUCGGGGCCGAGGCUCUCGGGCGGGAACACACUUCGCAGAGACUUUUCCCUGACAAACUUACAGACUCUCUGGAGGACGGCCUGAAGGCCCCGGAGUGCGCCAGCGGCAUGUACAAAGACACCGUCUACUCCGCCUUCAAUCUGCUCAUGCACUACCCACCCCCUUCGGGGGCCGGGCAGCACCCCCAGCCGCAACCCACGCUGCACAACAAGACCAGCCAGCCCACCCACGGUGUCCCCCAGCUCUCCCCUCUCUACGAACACUUCAGCAGCCCACACCCCACGCCUGCACCGGCCGACAUCAACCAGAAGCAAGUUCACAGGCCUCUGCAGACCUCUGACCUCUCUGGCUUCUACUCUCUGACCUCAGGCAGCAUGGGACAGCUCCCCCACACUGUGAGCUGGCCCAGCCCUCCUCUCUACCCCCUGUCCCCUUCCUGCGGAUAUAGACAGCACUUCCCUGCCCCCACUGCAGCCCCUGGCGCCCCCUACCCCAGGUUCACCCACCCAUCCCUGAUGCUAGGUUCUGGCGUACCUGGUCACCCAGCAGCCAUUCCCCACCCAGCCAUUGUGCCCGCCUCAGGGAAGCAGGAACUGCAGCCCUAUGAUCGCAGCCUGAAGACACAGGCAGAAUCCAAGGCAGAGAAGGAAACCAAGAAGCCAACCAUCAAGAAGCCACUCAACGCCUUUAUGCUGUACAUGAAGGAGAUGAGAGCCAAGGUCAUUGCAGAAUGCACACUCAAGGAGAGUGCUGCCAUCAACCAGAUCCUGGGCCGCAGGUGGCACGCACUGUCACGAGAAGAGCAGGCCAAGUAUUACGAGUUGGCCCGCAAGGAGAGGCAGUUGCACAUGCAGCUAUAUCCAGGCUGGUCAGCUCGGGACAACUACGGGAAGAAGAAGAGGCGGUCCAGGGAAAAGCAUCAAGAAUCCAACACAGACCCUGGCUCGCCUAAGAAAUGCCGUGCUCGCUUUGGCCUCAACCAGCAGACGGAUUGGUGUGGUCCGUGCAGGAGGAAAAAGAAAUGCAUUCGGUACUUACCCGGAGAAGGCCGCUGCCCCAGCCCCGUUCCUUCCGAUGACAGUACUCUAGGCUGCUCCGGGUCCCCAGCCCCCCAGGAUUCACCCUCAUACCUCCUGCUGCCCCACUUCCCCACAGCACUACUUGCUAGCCCUGCGGAGCCAGCGCCUGCAUCACCAGGUCUCUCGGCGGCUCUCAGCCUCCCAGCCCCGUGGGCCCCCACAGGCCCCCAGCAGUGCCCUGCAGAGUACACAGGUACAGCAACAGGAAUUUUGGAGACAGGCAGCCUAGCAUGCACAGGACACCUGGUCUCCAGGGACCCAGUCUUUGAGAAGCAGCAACAGAGCCCCAAAGCAUGUGGAAACCAGCCAGGGGCCCUGUUAACUCCUGAGGGUCCAGGUGCUGAUUUCAGAGGCUGCACAACUUCUGCCUAAACCUGGGGCCAUCAAUUCAAACUGCUCCGAGUGGUGCAUCACAUCUGUGUUAUCAUUUGAUUAAGGGCAUCUCCUGUGCCUUGUGGCAGCUUGCAUCUGUUCUUUUUCCAUCCAUCUUGCUAGCCAGAUGCCCCAGCCGCUUUCCCUACCCUGCCUCCCUAGCCCACCUCCCUACUCCCUCCCCAUGCCAGGCACUUCACUUCAUGGACCAAGGAUGAGCUGGUUUACCAAACGUGAGCCUGGCACAACCACAAAGCUCAAGAUGACCAUGCUUUCUCUUAAGGGCCUAGAAAAGCCAUGUUUUACAGAAAACUAGCUGCCAUUUGAAUGCUGGACCAGAGAAAUCCUGCCACAUUCUCAGGAGCUUCAGUAGAUGGGAUGGAAUAAGUUAAGUUUAGGCCUAUCACCCUAGGCAGCGGAAAAACCUGAUACUACCUUAAUCAGGUGUGUGGGUGGUGGGGAUUAUCUGGCUCUCUAGUUCAAAUUACUUGGAAAUGAUUCCUGAGAAACUCAAUCACCUAAGAAGCCCCGAUAGCAAAGCCCCAGACCUGUCACUAGUGACUGUAGUCAACAGUUCAAAGAAGUCAUGGCCCAAAAUCUGGUUUGCAUCCCUCCCCAUUCUGAGAGGCUUUUUCACAGAUCCAUUUCCAGCUUAUCCACCUCAGUCUAGCCAGCUCUUGGGCAGCGGUGAGAAGCCAAACAAAACCAGGCCAGCUUCAGUUUCCCUAUGGGGCACUGGGAAGGAGGACCAUUGCAGCCAAAGCAAGGAGCCCAGAAAACCUCCAGUGGUAGACUGCGCUCUCACCAUAGCCUAAUUAACCCAAUUCUGAGCCAAGCUUCAACCCUGAGCCUUAAAAACAAAAAACAAAAAAAACCCCACCUUUUUAAUUUAACUUGGGUUUUUGGUGCCUCCUCACUGUACAUAGCCUGAAUCCAAAGAAAAAGGGCUGUCCCUGUACCCACACACACCCCUCAACAAAAGCCUUUAGUUCCUCCUUUAGCUACUGGCUUCUCUGAUUCCAAAGAUCAUAUAUUCUACUGUAGUGUUGCAGGAAGUCUUAAGAAAAAAAGGCCAUUGUAGUAUUAAAAAUAUUUUUGUAUUGUUAAAGCAUCAUCAUAGAAAAACUUUUUAAACAUGAGAAUAAAGAUACUUUUUACUGUUUUUUUUUUUUCCUCCCCUCCUCGAGGCUUGACCCUGAGAAAAGCUGUUUCAGGAACAGCACGAUAUCCUUUUCAUCACAGCCAUGAAACUUGAGGUUGAUACGCUGCUAUGGUACACGUUAGACUUUCAACCUGCAGAAGCCAGGGACAACUCUCACCUCCCCUUAUAAAGGGCUUGGGCCCUGCUGAGCUCACGCUAGGCAUAAGCUCCCACUCCAAGCCUUGCCCUUACCCACCAAUCCUAACAACUGAUAUAGGCACAGACCAGCCUCUCCCUCCCCCCAUCAGAAUGGGUUGGGAACUGCUACCCACAGACCCUAAGACAAUCCAACCAGAAACGGUUGCACCUAACCAACCACUAGGCUCCGUUUUGUCUGAGGGUUGAGAUUAGAUGAACCAUUCCAUAAGUACAUAUCCUAUUAUGAGGAAAGUAAGCAAGUCUUUGUAUACUGGUACAAAAUCCAAAAAGGUAUUUAAUAGAACCCUUUCCUCCCAGAGACUAUUAAAGUGAUUGGAGUAUAUUCAUAUUUUUACAUAAAACCUCUGAAUUUGAUAAAUCUCCAACCUACUUUCCAUCGCAUUAGAACCCACUGCUGAGGCCCAUCAUGAAUGUAGAAGGUGGCACAGGGCCACCUCAACAGGCCCACUAGCCACUAGAUGCACUUGAGAACUGUGUGCAACAAGCAGCCACUGGGCCGCCAUCGUGCAUUGUUAAUUUUCACUGACUUAUAUUUUUUAUGUUUAAAAAUAUUUAUAAAUAAAGUCAUCUUGCAGAGGAGUGUCUAUUUAAAGUAGGCCAUUGGAAGUUGUAAUCCUAGACUUUUUUUCUGGAAGGGUACUAGAGACCAGCCAUUCUCUUGACAUCUGUCCCAUUUAAAGAAUUCCGCUCUGGCUACUGGCCUAGAUGUUUCAAAAAACUACAUUCUAACCAAGGCUUAUGCAAGACUGGGUUGCUGCAUCUGAUUAGGUGUCUUAUUUAGAGUACACUGGGUACAUGAACAAUGUACUCUUUGUGUAAGUGAGGGUAGAAGAGGGGGGCUUUGGCAACAUUGUUAAAAUCCAGCCUU
Molecule: messenger RNA, 4113 nt
Organism: Phyllostomus discolor (pale spear-nosed bat)
Lineage: Eukaryota; Metazoa; Chordata; Mammalia; Chiroptera; Phyllostomidae
Gene: TCF7
Product: transcription factor 7
Exons: 12
Coding region: 194-1885 (563 amino acids)
Biological process (GO): regulation of transcription by RNA polymerase II; canonical Wnt signaling pathway
Cellular component (GO): beta-catenin-TCF complex
Molecular function (GO): DNA-binding transcription factor activity, RNA polymerase II-specific; RNA polymerase II cis-regulatory region sequence-specific DNA binding
Source: RefSeq, a predicted model, not a curated record